CGAUUAAACCCUACGCGACUUUCAGUUCUAGAGAGAGAAAACAGAGAUCUGAGAGAAUGGCAAACCCUAAGGUGUUCUUCGAUAUGGCCGUAGGAGGUCAACCGGCCGGGAGGAUCGUAAUGGAGCUCUACGCCGACACCACUCCCCGCACGGCGGAGAACUUCCGUGCACUUUGCACCGGCGAGAAAGGAGUUGGAAAGAGCGGCAAGCCUUUGCACUACAAGGGCUCGUCGUUUCAUCGCGUGAUUCCUGGAUUCAUGUGCCAAGGAGGCGAUUUCACCGCCGGAAAUGGCACAGGAGGCGAAUCCAUCUACGGAUCAAAGUUCGCCGACGAGAACUUCGUCAAGAAGCAUACCGGACCUGGAAUUCUCUCCAUGGCGAAUGCUGGACCUGGAACCAACGGAUCGCAGUUCUUCGUCUGCACUGCGAAGACCGAGUGGCUUGAUGGAAAGCACGUCGUGUUUGGUCAAGUUGUGGAAGGUAUGGAGGUUGUGAAGGCGAUCGAGAAGGUUGGAUCGAGCACUGGAAGGACCUCGAAGACCGUGACGAUCGCCGAUUGCGGUCAGCUCGCUUAAACUGGCUAUCAUUGAUCGAUCUUUGAUCUGAUCUGAUAUGUUUGAGCAGUGUUGAUCUAUAUCUGUUUAGGCUUGGUUUUAAUUUAAGUCUUGUCGUUGUGAUCUAAUCUAGGGUUUCUGGUUUGGUACUUUCUACUUUUCGAGUAUGGUUGUUCAUUGUAGACUUUCAUGUGCUUAAACGAGCUUCCAUAUUGAAAUAAGAUAGAUUUACUUCGUCUUCUACAUUGGAUUAUAAUA
Messenger RNA from Camellia sinensis, 812 nucleotides. RefSeq names its product rotamase CYP 3 (gene ROC3). Gene Ontology annotation, cellular component: cytosol; cytoplasm; plasma membrane. Gene Ontology annotation, molecular function: peptidyl-prolyl cis-trans isomerase activity; cyclosporin A binding. The record is from RefSeq and is a predicted model, not a curated record. Lineage: Eukaryota; Viridiplantae; Streptophyta; Magnoliopsida; Ericales; Theaceae. Gene Ontology annotation, biological process: protein folding; protein peptidyl-prolyl isomerization.